CAUUUUGCUGACUGAACUCUGCGGACAAAACUCUUUACACGUCUCCUCACUCCCAAAACCCACACAGACACUCCUCCAUUUUCUCCCUCUCUUAAACCCUCUUCCGACCUCCUAUUCUCUCUCCUCUCUCUCUCUUCUAUUUCCUGAUCCUGAUGUUAUAAAUCACUGCUCAAUCACAAAGAAAGAAACCCUUCAAUUGCGCCCCAAAAUGCGGUUCGUUAAAUCAUUGAAUAACAUCUUAUCAAAUGAUUCUAAUUUCAGGAAUUUCAUGGUUUCAUCAUCUUAUUUGAAGAACAAUGUCCAAUCUGGGCUAGGGUUAGGGUAUAAUUUCAGUCGUAGGAAUAUUGUUACGCACUGUAGAGCGGUGCUUUUGCCGCGUUUUGGCGGGCCUGAAGUUCUUGAGCUUCAUCACAAUGUUAGUGUCCCUCAUCUCAAGCCUAAUCAGGUCCUUGUUCGUGCUCGUGCCGUCUCCGUUAACCCGCUCGAUCUUCGGAUGCGAGCAGGCUAUGGCCGAUCUGUGUUUGGGCCUCUACUUCCCCUCAUUCUGGGCCGUGAUGUUAGUGGAGAAGUUGCAGCAGUUGGAAGUUCAGUUCGAUCGUUAAGUGUAGGUGAAGAAGUUUUUGGGGCAUUGCAUCCGACCGCUAUCAGGGGUACAUAUUCUGACUAUGCCAUCCUUUCAGUCGAAGAAGUUACAAAAAAACCAGCUGCCAUGAGUCAUGUGGACGCUUGUGUGAUUCCCUUUGCUGCACUUACUGCAUGGCGUGCACUCAAAAGUACUGCAAGGAUUGCUUCAGGGCAAAAGGUUUUGAUAAUUGGAGGUGGAGGGGCAGUUGGUUUUUCUGCCAUCCAGCUAUCAGUGGCAGCUGGUUGCCAUGUGACGACAACUGUUGGUGGGGAGAGUAUUGAACGUGCUUUGGCAGCUGGUGCUGAGAAGGCUGUUGACUAUACCACUGAGGAUUGCGAAGAAGCAAUUAAAGGUCAUUUCGAUGCUGUUUUGGAUACCAUUGGUAUACCAGAGACUGAAAGACUAGGUGUAAAUGUUUUGAGGCAAGGCGGACAUUACAUGACUUUGCAGGGAGAGGCAGCAUCCUUGUCUGAUCAAUAUGGUUUGGCUAUUGGUCUUCCAAUGGCUUCAGCUCUUCUGUUAAAGAAACAAAUUCAGUAUAGGUAUUCACAUGGAAUAGUGUAUGGGUGGACAUACAUGAGAGCUGAUUCUGAGGGUUUACAAGAAAUCCGCAGGCUGGCUGAACAUGGGAAGCUGAAAGUACCUGUUGAAAAGACUUUCCCGUUUGUACAAGUGAAAGAAGCGCAUGAGGCAAAAGAGAAUAGGACAAUUCCGGGAAAAGUGGUGCUUGAAUUUGAUUGACAAGAGACGAACACAUUGCUCGUGAUCAAUUAACUAGCUUUCAGCUGUGCAUGUUCUUCCGACCCGGGUAUGCAGAAAAUCUAAAGGAAAUUUGCACGCGGACUUUGCUUUCUGUAGUUUCGAUUGUGUUUGGACAGAUACUCAGAAUUCAAAUCUGUUUGAAGGUCAAAUAAAUGCACUUCUCUCUAAACAUGGAGACAGCAGGGACCUGGAGUGUCAAAACUAUAGCACUAUACUGGAUACUCUGCUAGUGAAGUUUGUAUAUUCAGUGCCAAAUGUAAAUAAUAUUUGUGAUUUUGUCAAACUUCCAAAGAGAAGGCUUUUGUUAGAACUUAAAAAAAGUUAAUUUUCCGUUCAAAUUUUUUUGUAGACAGAUCAUAACUGGAAAACCAAAUAAAGUAGCUGAUGGUUUGACAGGGGAUCUAUGUAAGACGUUAUUUUCUGAAUACCAGUAUGCUAAUUUUGUACC
This is a messenger RNA of Beta vulgaris subsp. vulgaris (sugar beet), 1835 nucleotides long. RefSeq lists its product as uncharacterized. The record is from RefSeq and is a predicted model, not a curated record. The transcript has 7 exons. The coding region runs from base 209 to 1366 and encodes 385 amino acids. Lineage: Eukaryota; Viridiplantae; Streptophyta; Magnoliopsida; Caryophyllales; Amaranthaceae. Gene Ontology annotation, molecular function: oxidoreductase activity.